Messenger RNA from Marasmius oreades (fairy-ring Marasmius), 904 nucleotides. Its product is annotated as Accumulation of dyads protein 2. NCBI's taxonomy places the organism in Eukaryota, Fungi, Basidiomycota, Agaricomycetes, Agaricales, Marasmiaceae. Bases 489 to 695 code for a protein of 68 amino acids. The transcript has 3 exons. The record is from RefSeq and is a predicted model, not a curated record.
UCACAAUCCACGAGCUUCGUACCCCAAUUCCAUCUCCCAGCCUAAGCCCCCUCAAUCCAUUCCUUUCACUUAUUAGUCUUUCACUCGUUCAGAACACGUUCAGAACACUCACCCCUUGCGGCCGCCUAAACCUGCUCCUGGAUCCAUAAUCUACGGCGAACACCUCACACUCACCCAUAUCGACGCGUCCAACCCCGAACAUUUUGCUUCCUACGCCAAAUGGCAAAACUCCGAUCGUGCUAAUGUAGAAUGGCGCGAGAAAGGCCUGAUGAGAAACACAGAGCUUUCCUUGCUAAUCGUCUGGCAGAUAAACACAUCAUGGGAUUUAUCGUUGCUUGGAACGGCGAAUUGGAAGGGUAUGGUGAAAUGACUUGGGCUAAAGAAGAUCCGAUGGGAACAUAUGUUGGUGGCCUUGGGACUAUGAUCAGGGCACGCACUUACUGAUUGGUGAGGAGAAGUUCAGAGGACGCCAACGGUUCACUGCUGUGAUGACCUCGAUGAAGCACGCAUGCUUCCUCCGAGAUCCUAGGACAGAGGUUGUUGUUGGAGAGCCUCGCGCUGAUUUACCAAUUGUUCCAAGGCUGAUUGCAUACCUUCCGCAAGAAUUAAACAGGGAAUUCGAGCUCCCUCAUAAAUGCGGAGUGUACUUUACGUUAUGUAGGGAAAGAUUCUUCCAAGCUGCCAUGCUUGAUUGAGAGCGUUCCGAAGCGUAGAAAACCCAAGAAACGAAGAUCCUUAGUCAAUCUGUUGAAGUAUUCGUUACCAGCAAAUAAAGUGGGGAUUACUAGCCUUACGCGUGAUCAUCGAGGAGUGACUCGAAAGCAUACGUGUAUGAGCAACAGACGUAAUGUACAAAUCGCAUAUAACGAUACCAAGAAAUACGCUCUCGAGAGCAAUUCUAAAA